AUUCCAGCCGCUUCACACUAAUAACAUUAAUAAUAAUUAUAAUCACUUCUGUCAACAACUGACGGUAAAACUAAAGGAAUUUAGAAACUUUUCUUAAUGAAAGACAAACAUGAAAGUUACACGAAGAAAAACCACAAACCAAAAGAAAAGAAGUAAAAAAAUACUAACAAGGAGCAGAUAAGCAGCUAACACUGACCACCAUAUAUGUGUGUGUGUGUAUAAAUUAUGUACAUAUAUACACAGAGAGAUUGAUAGAUACAUAAAGAGUACCGAUGGAUAUAUAAAUGACAACUAAAGAUAUAUCAAAACAGUAAUAGAUAUAUAUAAGAAUGUUUGUUUUCUACAGACAGUGUUUAUUGAGACAAAAAGUAGAAGUUGAUGAAUAAAGUUUAUCAUGUUUUGAACAUGUCACCGUCCCGGCGUCAGCUGCAGGCACCAUCGGCUGUUUGAAUCUCUGUACUCUGAAUUAAAUAGUGCACUAAAUAGGGAAUAACAAACGAGAUUUCGGACACCAUGUUUCUCCCCCAGAAAUACACGGCUGCGUUGUGGUAUACAGAAGUUGAAUGUAGUGUACAUCGUAUGUACACGCAGAUUUGCUGUGCGUUGUGGGUAUUUUAUAGUGCACUAUAUAGUGGAUGAAAUUAACCGCUGAGAAUUCGAACACUACUACAAAAUGGCGAACACACUAUAUAGUGCACUAUAUCCGUGACGGGUAGGUUUCGAACACAGCUCAUGUGAACAUUGUGUCGUUUGUCGUCACGGUUACAAGGAGCGGACCGUAACGUCACUUCGAUAAAUAAAACUCCUCGUAGUCCUGAACGGCGUUCCAACAGUCCCGCUCUCCCCUACUCUCACGCCGACUGAAUGACGUCAACAGAUCUGUUCACUUCCGGUCCGGCAGGUGGCGCCAUGACCGCCGAAAAACACCUGAAGAAGAAAAAUUAGAAGCUGUCAGAGCGGAAGUCCACGUCAGUGCAGACAGUCCGUGUCCGGUACCGGAGCCUCCCUUGCCGUCAGCACCGGAGCCGUUCUCCCUUUUUCUUCUUCUUCUUCUUUGGUGUCGCACCUGGCGGAUGGCGGACGAGGCCACGCGCAGUACCGUGUCGCAGAUCCCGCUGCUGACGGUGCAUGCGGGUCCCCGGGACCGCGCGCUGUGGCCCCAGCGGCUGAAGGAGGAGUACCGCGCACUCAUCCGGUUCGUGGAGCAGAACAAGGCGGCGGACAACGACUGGUUCCGCCUCGAGAGCAACACGGAGGGCACGCGCUGGACCGGCACGUGCUGGUUCAUCCACGAGCUGCUGCGCUACGAGUUCCGCGUGGAGUUUGACAUCCCGGUGACGUACCCGGACACCGCGCCCGAGGUGGCGGUCCCGGAGCUGGACGGGAAGACCGCCAAGAUGUACCGCGGCGGCCGCAUCUGCCUCACCGAGCACUUCGCGCCGCUCUGGGCGCGCAACGCGCCGCGCUUCGGCCUCGCGCACCUCAUGGCGCUCGGGCUCGCGCCCUGGCUGGCCGUGGAGGUCCCAGACCUGAUCCAGAAGGGCCUCGUGGUCCACAGGGAGGGCCAGACAACGGCACCGGCACCGGAGUGACGUCACGGCACCGGCAGACACGCGGAGAACCCGGAACUGUAAAUAUGAUCCUUUCACAAUAAAAGAGUUAAAGAUUUCA
Plectropomus leopardus (leopard coralgrouper) is the source of this 1671-nucleotide messenger RNA. Lineage: Eukaryota; Metazoa; Chordata; Actinopteri; Perciformes; Serranidae. The record is from RefSeq and is a predicted model, not a curated record.